Molecule: messenger RNA, 2798 nt
Organism: Pelobates fuscus (common spadefoot toad)
Lineage: Eukaryota; Metazoa; Chordata; Amphibia; Anura; Pelobatidae
Product: oocyte zinc finger protein XlCOF6-like
Exons: 2
Coding region: 140-2743 (867 amino acids)
Source: RefSeq, a predicted model, not a curated record
ACACCACAUCGUCGUUACGUGACCUUCUGCAAUCACUUCCGGGUCAGCACUGUACGGGAGAGGUUUACUCACUAUUGAUAUUUCCAGGAGCAGAAGUUUUUCUAAAGGACAGGACAACAGAAAUACUCUAAGCAAGAUUAUGAAGAAAUCUUUUAAUAAAGAGAUCAAUGAUUCUAACUCUCCAAACUCAAGCAAUCUCUCAGAAUCCUGUAUGUCUACAAUGGAGAUCGUAAACAAAAACCCAAAACCUUUUUGGCAGUCAGAAAUUGUAAUACAUCAGAGAACUCACACGGGAGAAAAACUGUUCUCAUGUUCUGAAUGUGAGAAAUGUUUUAGGUGUAACUCAGCUCUAGUUGCACAUCAGAGAACUCACACAGGAGAGAAACCUUUUUCAUGUUCUGAAUGUGAGAAAUGUUUUAGGUGUAACUCAGCUCUAGUUAGACAUCAGAGAACUCACACAGGAGAGAAACCUUUUUCAUGUUCUGAAUGUGGGAAAUGUUUUAAUUGUAACUCAAAUCUAACUAAACAUCAGAAAACUCACACAGGAGAGAAGCCUUUCUCAUGUUCUGAGUGUGGAAAAUGUUGUAUCAAUUCCUCAGAUCUAGCUAAACAUCAGAGAACUCACACAGGAGAAAAACCUUUUUCAUGUUCUGAAUGUGGAAAAUGUUUUAGCCAUGCCUCAGCUCUAGUUGCACAUCAGAGAACUCACACAGGAGAGAAACCUUUCUCAUGUUCUGAAUGUGAGAAAUGUUUUAGUCUUAACUCAACUCUAGUUGCACAUCAGAGAACUCACACAGGAGAAAAACCUUUUUCAUGUUCUGAAUGUGGAAAACGUUUUAACCAUGCCUCAGCUCUAGUUGCACAUCAGAGAACUCACACAGGAGAGAAACCUUUCUCAUGUUCUGAAUGUGGAAAAAAUUUUCUCCGGCAGUCAGAACUUGUAAAACAUCAGAGAACUCACUCAGGAGAGAAAUCUUUCUCAUGUGCUGAAUGUGGGAAAUGUUUUAACAGACAUGAACACCUUGUUUUACACCAGAGAACUCACACAGGAGAGAAACCUUAUUCUUGUUCUGAAUGUGGGAAAUGUUUUAGCGAUAGCUCAGCUCUAGUUAAACAUCGGAGAACUCACACAGGAGAAAAACCUUUCUCAUGUUCUAAAUGUGGGAAAUAUUUUAGUGCACGCUCAAAUCUUGUUUCACAUCAGAGAACUCACACAGGAGAGAAACCUUUCUCAUGUUCGGAAUGUGGGAAAUGUUUUAGCGCGCGCUCAAGUCUUGUUUCACAUCAGAGAACUCACACCGGAGAGAAACCUUUUUCAUGUUCUGAAUGUGAGAAAUGUUUUAACUGUAGCUCAGCUCUAGUUGCACAUCAGAGAACUCACACAGGAGAGAAAAUGUUCUCAUGUUCUGAAUGUGGAAAAUGUUUUAGCUGUAGCUCAGCUCUAGUUGCACAUCAGAGAACUCACACAGGGAAGAAAAUGUUCUCAUGUUCUGAAUGUGGAAAAUGUUUUAGCUGUAGCUCAGCUCUAGUUGCACAUAAGAGAACUCACACAGGAGAGAAACCUUUUUCAUGUUCUGAAUGUGAGAAAUGUUUUAGCUGUAGCUCAGUUCUAGUUGCACAUCAGAGAACUCACACAGGAGAGAAACCUUUCUCAUGUUCUGAAUGUGGAAAAUGUUUUAGCCAUUCAUCAGCUGUAGCUAAGCAUCGGAGAACUCACACAGGAGAGAAACCUUUCUCAUGUUCUGAAUGUGGGAAAUGUUUUAGCCUUAACUCAUCUCUAGUUACACACCAGAGAACUCACACAGGAGAAAAACCUUUCUCAUGUUCUGAAUGUGGGAAAUGUUUUAGUUGUAGCUCAGCUCUAGUUGCACAUCAGAGAACUCACACAGGAGAGAAAAUGUUCUCAUGUUCUGAAUGUGGAAAAUGUUUUAGCUGUAGCUCAGCUCUAGUUACACAUCAGAGAACUCACACAGGAGAGAAAAUGUUCUCAUGUUCUGAAUGUGGAAAAUGUUUUAGCUUUAGCUCAGCUCUAGUUACACAUCAGAGAACUCACACAGGAGAGAAACCUUUCUCAUGUUCUGAAUGUGGGAAAUGUUUUAGCACGCACUCAAAUCUUGUUUCACAUCAGAGAACUCACACAGGAGAGAAACCUUUCUCAUGUUCUGAAUGUGGAAAAUGUUUUAACCAUUCAUCAGCUGUAGCUAAGCAUCGGAGAACUCACACAGAAGAGAAACCUUUCUCAUGUUCUGAAUGUGGGAAAUGUUUUAGCGUUAACUCAUCUUUAGUUACACACCAGAGAACUCACACAGGAGAAAAACCUUUCUCAUGUUCUGAAUGUGGGAAAUGUUUUAACAGGCAUGCAAACCUUGUUUCACACCAGAGAACUCACACAGGAGAGAAACCUUAUUCUUGUUCUGAAUGUGAGAAAUGUUUUAGCGAGAGCUCAUCUCUAGUUAAACAUCAGAGAACUCACACAGGAGAGAAACCUUUCUCAUGUUCUAAAUGUGGGAAAUGUUUUGGGCGGCAUUCACAUCUUGUCAGUCAUCAGAGAACUCACACAGGAGAGAAACCUUUCUCAUGUUCUAAAUGUGGGAAAUGUUUUAGUGGGCACUCAAAUCUUAAAACACAUCAGAAAAUCCACGCUGGUGAGAAUCCUUUCUCAUGUACAGAAUGGAAAAAUAGUUUUGUCAGUAAACCAGAUUUUGUUAAACAUCAGAUAACUCACACGGUAGAGUUUUUAUAAUGUGUUUAUGAAUUAACAUGGGAAUGAAACAUCUAAUACUGUGAAUUGUUCUCAU